CACAUGAUUCCCUCUCUCCAGUAACAGUGCUUGCAAAAAAAAGGAGUUUUAAAGCUUUUGCUUUUUUGGAUUGUGUGAAUGCUUCAUUCGCCUCACAAACAACCACAGAACCACAAGUGCGGUGCAAACUUUCUCCAGGAGGACAGCAAAGAAGCCUCUGGGUUUUAAAUGGUUAAUCUCCGCAGGUCACUACCAGCCACUGAGACCAACCGAGUCAUUUGAGGAUCCAAGAAGCAUUUACACCAGAAGGUGAAAGCUCUGUGUGAAACGAGAGAGGGACUAUGGCAUCAAACAGCCUCUUCAGUUCAGUGACACCAUGUCAGCAAAACUUCUUUUGGGAUCCCAGCACCAGCCGGAGGUUCAGCCCCCCCUCCAGCAGCCUGCAGCCCGGCAAGAUGAGCGAGGUGAGCCCGGUGGUGGUAGCCCAGCAGCAGCAGCAGCAGCAGCAGCAGCAGCAGCAGGAGGCGGCGGCCGCCGUGCCCCGGCUGCGCCCCCACGACAACCGCACCAUGGUGGAGAUCAUCGCUGACCACCCCGCCGAGCUGGUCCGCACCGACAGCCCCAACUUCCUGUGCUCCGUGCUGCCCUCGCACUGGCGCUGCAACAAGACCCUCCCGGUGGCCUUCAAGGUGGUGGCCUUAGGAGAGGUGCCCGACGGGACGGUGGUCACCGUGAUGGCUGGCAACGACGAGAACUACUCGGCCGAGCUGCGCAACGCCUCGGCUGUCAUGAAGAACCAAGUGGCCCGGUUUAACGACCUGCGCUUCGUGGGCCGCAGCGGCAGAGGGAAGAGCUUUACUUUGACAAUAACUGUCCUGACAAAUCCCCCCCAAGUCGCUACAUACCACAGAGCUAUAAAGGUUACAGUGGAUGGGCCAAGGGAGCCAAGAAGGCACAGACAGAAGCUUGAUGACUCUAAACCUAGUUUGUUCUCUGAACGCCUCAGUGAUUUAGGGCGCAUUCCUCAUCCCAGUAUGAGAGUAGGGGUCCCGACCCAGAGCCCACGGCCCUCUCUGAACUCUGCACCAAGUCCUUUUAAUCCACAAGGACAGAGUCAGAUUACAGACCCCAGGCAGGCACAGUCAUCCCCACCAUGGUCCUAUGACCAGUCUUACCCAUCCUACUUGAGCCAGAUGACUUCACCGUCCAUUCAUUCCACAACCCCCCUGUCCUCCACCCGAGGCACGGGACUGCCUGCCAUCACCGACGUGCCCAGACGCCUCUCAGGUGCUUCAGAGCUGGGCCCAUUUUCAGAUCCCAGGCAGUUCACAAGCAUUUCAUCCCUCACUGAGAGCCGCUUCUCCAACCCACGAAUGCACUAUCCAGCUACCUUUACCUAUACACCGCCAGUCACCUCAGGCAUGUCACUGGGUAUGUCCGCAACCACUCACUACCACACCUACCUACCACCGCCCUACCCCGGCUCUUCCCAAAACCAAAGUGGACCUUUCCAGACCAGCAGCACUCCAUAUCUCUACUAUGGCACUUCGUCAGGAUCAUACCAGUUCCCCAUGGUGCCGGGAGGGGACCGCUCCCCUUCCAGGAUGCUUCCUCCGUGCACCACCGCGGCCAACGGCAGCACGCUCUUAAACCCUAACUUGCCCAACCAGAGUGACGGGGUGGAGGCGGAUGGCAGCCACAGCAGCUCCCCAACCGUCUUGAAUUCUAGUGGCAGGAUGGAUGAGUCCGUUUGGAGGCCGUACUGAGAUUGCUUCCGCCCGGCCCGACCACCGCGAGCCAAAAACAAACGGUCGACUAACUACAAAGUGCCUGGUUAUUUGGGGGUUUUCUUUUUGGUUUUUUUUUUGGUUGUUUUUUUUUUUUUUGAAAUAGAUUUUACCGAUAUGUGCAACUGUGUAAAUGGGAUGAUAAUGGCCAUAAAUAACACGAGAGUAACCAACACACCACCACAACCCAUGUUUCAGAUUAUGUGGAUCAAAGCACAUAUAUAUCUAUCUUUUUUUCUUGGAACCAUUUUACCUUGUUUUAUAUUUAAAAAGUACUUUUUACACACAAAAAGAUACCCCCCUUCCUUUUUUUUUUUUUUUUUUUUUUUUUUGUCUAGAGUUGUGAUAGCUAGUGAGUUCUUUUGCCAAGGAGGAGCGAACGGACUCCCCAGCUGUGAGGAGAAACAUGGUGAUGCAAGGCAAAGGCUGCGCUCCAUUUUAUUUUUCCCAAAAGAGAGCCAUGAACUCCAGAUACAGUUGCAAUCAUACAACGUACGGGACCCUGUUCACACGCGUAGUGCAAUUCAACCGGCUUGUUUUGGUGCACAUAAAAAGGCAAGCAAAGAUCAAGUUGCUUCCACUUUGCCAUGAUACGUUCAGAUGAAAAUAGCUGUCCCCAGAUUCUGCCCCGAGCCUUGCUGCAGAUGAAAGUUGGAACUUCUCUGUGUUCAUCUUCUCUUUUUUUCCUUUUUGUUUUUUUGCUUUUGUUUUGUUUUGGGGUACUUAAAGAGAACAAGUCUUCAAGUUAGGAUAGACAGCCCUGGAGUUUCCUUUUUGCUUUUGCAUCUAUUAAUUUUGCCUUCUUCCAGUUAACCAAAAACCAAAAAUAAAAACCAAAUCCUUUUAAAAUAAAAACAAAACAUUGUUACUUAUGCAAAAUAUGAAAAUGGCAAUAUAUAUUACUAGAGCCAAAAUGGUAUACAUAGUAUUUGUGUUCGGCUAUGUUCUUUUUUAUUUUUUUUUUAAAUUAUAAAUGUGUAAAAUUUGAGGUUGUUUGCUAACAUGAAUCAUCAUAUAACUUUAAAAGAAUAUUUAUAAUUAUUUAAUGACAUUUGGACCCUUUAAACGUUUCUUAAUGUAAUGAUAUAUUGACUUCGGUCUCUAAAAGUAUUUUUUUUUUUAUAAUUAUUACAUUUCUGCAAUGGUGUAAACCUCAAAGCUUUACCCAGCUCUGAAAAGCAGUUCCAGUGCAAACCAGUUUACAAGGUGAUUUAAAAACACAGAAACCAACCCAAACGCAUCCACAUCGAGUGCUUUUGCAUGUCGGACCCUUUUGUAUAACUUAUGAAGGAAAUAAUCGCGUUAAAAAUAUUUUAUUAGCUGUCUGGUUGCCUUCAACACAGUCUUGCCUUUUGAUCAGUAGUUGCGGAGACACUGGAAAAAUGAACGGUAGGAAGGAUGAAGUGGUUCCCACCCCUCACCUGCUUUCUUCCUCUCCCAGGAUUUUUCUCAAGACUUCCCGAUUUGAAAAUACGUUUAAAACAUUCUGUUUUGGCAACAUGCUUUGAACGUUGGCAGGUUUUUUUGAAAAAAAUAAAUAAAUCAGAGCCGUUCGCCACUGUGCUUUAAAAAUGCACGUCAGGUCGCAGCAUCAUGUUGCUCAGAGAUGGGAGGAAGGGUGAGCGGGCAGGAGCCCGGCCCCGAAGUCGCAGCCCCCUCGUCGAGACGUGAGUGGCUCAGACGUCCCCGCUCGCCAGUCCUUAGCAUUAAAUGCUAAAGCUAGAAACGGUCUUUGCGUUCGCUCGGCCUCGAGCCGAGCAUCGCGGCGCCCGCGGCCCGGGCCAUACCCGGUGCCGACCCGCUCCCUCUCCGUUAGCAGCUCCACUGCUAAGCGCCAGCGAGGUGACGUUAGCCUGGUGCAGCCCUCCGAUUUGUGCGAUGCCCUAAAAAAAGAAAAAGAAAAAAAAGUCUUUGCCUUCUAAAGGUUGUAUACCAAGUAUGCUUAAAGUAUAAGUAAGACACUUUUUCUAAUACUUAGGUUUCCUUCAAAGAUGGAAGCUGUAAUUCUAUUUAUUGGUGGCUGGUGGUGGCUUGAAGCGUACCGCUGCCCACUUGUUUGUACCUGUAAGAUACGUUUGUUAGUCUCAGCAGCACUUAAAAGCCAGUGUCUGGUUACACAUUUCAGUUUUUUCUUGUUUCUUUUUGUUUUUUUGUUUAGUAAGCAAGAGAAAAAGAUGUACUGCCAGUGCAAGCUGUUUCCUAUUUAAUAAAAGGUACUAUAUUUGUACAUUAUUUGUUAUUGCUGAGAAAGGCUUUUUAAGGUUUACUGUAUGCAUAUUAAGUAAUUUUUAGGGUGCUUUUGUGUUGAAAUGUCGUUAGAGUGGCUGCAGGCAGCAACCCAGAUUCUUCUUUUUUUUUUUUUUCGUUUUUUUCUUUUUUUUUUUUAAGACUUUGUUGUAAAAUUCAAGCACUUGUCUUUUGUUUCUGGAUAAAUCCAGCGUAGCCGGGAUCUGCGUUUCGCUCAGCCCCGACAGAAUCCGCUUUGUGGCCUCGCGUUUUUCGAAGCGGCCCCUUCGGGGCAGACGUUCACCCCCGGGUUUAUCGGGGGGGAGCUGCACGGGCUGACGCAGAAAUGCAUGGCCGAGCUGUUUGCAAACGCUUCCGAGUUUGCUUGGAAAUGCUCUCGAUUCAGGAUUUCAGGAGGAAAAAGGAAAAAAAAAAAAAAGAAACGUGUUAGGUAGCUCAUCUUAGGAGACCGUGUGACGUUUUGCGAGGUGCUUAGCAUCUCCGGAAAGGGGUUUUCCCAAAGGUACUACACCAGCCCUUCCCUUCGGAGAGCGGCAGCUUUGGCGCUGCUCGGAGAUCGAAAGAUUUAAAAAAUUGCCUUUGUUACUUUGCAGCUCUCUUGUCCUACCAAAGAUUUACUCCCCGCAGAACAGGGGCGCUGGCCCUUCGGCAGAGCGGAGGAUUUCUGCUCUUCCUCCCGAGGGCGAGCCGAUGCCUCCCGGGGGCAGCGCCGAUGCGGAAAGCAGCUCGGCGACCCCCCGGGCUCCCUGGGGUGCCACGGGAAGAGCCUUUCCGAACAGUCGGCCGCUGGGCAUCCCGGAGCGGGGGAACAUUUUGCACUUUGCGCCCGGCUCGCGGGAAAGCUGCCCCUCGGCCGCAGGGGCCGGGCGAGUCGCCCCGCCGGCAGCGCCAACGCCAGCAAUAACUCCCACCCGUGCCGGCCGGGCAUGCGACAGCAAAGCAGCCCAAUCCUCUGACCCCCCCCGCCCCGACUUUCUUAUUGUUUUUAAAUAUAAUGCAUUUCAUUUUAACAUUUUUCUGAGAACUUUUUAGAUGUUUGUUUACUUCCAUGUUUACAGAUAACUUUGCUUUUUUUUUUUUUUUUUUUAAUGCAAUACUUUUAAGUAUAUCAGCCAAAACCAUACUUUUACAGUAACUUUUGUUUUAGGUAAGAUGAGUGACAUUCCAUUUUUUUUUGUUGUUAAAUAUGCUUUACCAGUCUUGGAUUUCUGCUGGAACAAAAUAUUUGUAGCAUUUUGUGUAAAUACAAGCUUUAAUUUUUUUUAUUUUUUCAAACGCUGUCACCCGAGAUUUGCUUUUCAUGCACAUAUUGUACAAACACAUUCUGCUUUGUGCCACAGACGAUGAUUGUGGAUCAGUUUACUUCAACUUCAAAGGGACUAUUUGUAUUGUAUGUUGCAACUGUAAAUUGAAUUGUUUGGCAUUUUCUCAUGAUUGUAAUAUUAAUUUGAAGUUUGAAUUUCAUUUUCAAUAAAAUGGCUUUUUUUGUUAA
This is a messenger RNA of Dromaius novaehollandiae (emu), 5466 nucleotides long. RefSeq names its product RUNX family transcription factor 2 (gene RUNX2). Gene Ontology annotation, molecular function: ATP binding; DNA-binding transcription factor activity, RNA polymerase II-specific; RNA polymerase II cis-regulatory region sequence-specific DNA binding. NCBI's taxonomy places the organism in Eukaryota, Metazoa, Chordata, Aves, Casuariiformes, Dromaiidae. Bases 282 to 1706 code for a protein of 474 amino acids. Gene Ontology annotation, biological process: regulation of cell differentiation; regulation of transcription by RNA polymerase II; hemopoiesis. Gene Ontology annotation, cellular component: nucleus. The record is from RefSeq and is a predicted model, not a curated record. The transcript has 8 exons.